This is a messenger RNA of Habropoda laboriosa, 2064 nucleotides long. Its product is annotated as Bardet-Biedl syndrome 2 protein homolog. The record is from RefSeq and is a predicted model, not a curated record. Gene Ontology annotation, cellular component: BBSome; motile cilium; ciliary basal body. Gene Ontology annotation, biological process: non-motile cilium assembly. NCBI's taxonomy places the organism in Eukaryota, Metazoa, Arthropoda, Insecta, Hymenoptera, Apidae. The transcript is spliced from 12 exons. The coding region runs from base 1 to 2064 and encodes 687 amino acids.
AUGGCAGCGUUUUCUCUGAAUAUUCAGAAACACGUGGAGCCCGGCCUUGUCACUUCCGGGAAAUUUGACGGCUCUCACGCUUGUUUAGCAGCUGCAACGUAUGGUGGAAAUAUUUUGGUCCACAGCCCUCACAGGCAACCACAAAUAACCGGUCAUGAUCAUGAGCAGGCUGAUAGAAAAUUAUCAUGGAGCGGUGAACUUGCAGAACUUCAAAUAGGAACUGAGAUCACAGCAUUGAGCACUGGUAAAUUUAACGAUGAUGAAAGAGAUGUUCUUCUAAUUGGAACUGCAACUCAUGUCCUGGCAUUCCACAUUGAAGACAACUCUGAUAUUUUUUAUAAGGAGAUGUCUGAUGGUGCAAGAUGUAUUAUCAUUGGCAAGUUAGGCUGGUUCCCCAAUCAGGUUGCCAUUGUUGGUGGCAAUUGUUCUGUAACAAUUUUAGAUUCUCAAGGCACAGAUGUAUUCUGGACAGUGGUAGGAGGUGUAGUCAGCUCUUUAGCUAUCUUUGACUUUGAUGGAGACGACGAGAAUGAGCUGGUCACUGGGACAAAGGAUUUCGAAAUAAAAGUACAUAAAGAAGACAAUAUUCUCUGGGAAACCAAGGAAACAGCCGCAAUUACCACUUUAACCGGACUUCCUAACAGACGAUUCGUUUAUUCAGUCGGGAAUGGCACUCUUGGCGUCUACGAAAUGGCACAAAGACUAUGGCGUGUUAAGUCGAAGCACAGAGUGGUGGUUACUAGGAGCUUCGAUUUGAACGGAGACGGUACACUGGAAGUCAUAACUGGCUGGAAUAAUGGAAAAGUGGACGCGAGGUCGAGCAAUACAGGCGAAGUAAUAUUUAAAAUUCAAUUAUCCGCUGGAGUAGCUGGAAUUGUGGAAGCUGAUUAUAGGAGAAUUGGUAAAUCUGAUUUAGUCGUGGUGUCUUCUACUGGAGAAGUACGUGGGUAUGGUUCCGGUUCUACGAUGGAUACUCCAGAACCUGGCGAAGCUAUGCGUGAAUUAUUGGCAAAAAAGCAGAUACUUCAAAUGGAGCUCAGACAGAGAGCCACGUCUCUGCCUAGUAUGUACCAAGGAACGAAAUUGGCUGUUAAUUUGAUGACAUCUGCGGGCGCUGCUCGUGUUGGUCUUGCUUCAGGGCCUGGAUUACUUAUUUACUGUGCUAUAGUUUUCACCGAAGGUGUAUUCGAUGGAGAAACUCUGGUUGUCCAUCCUAGUAGGCCUAGAGGGGAACUCGAAGUAGAGCUUCGUCCUCCAAAAAACAUCCCAGUGGACAUGCACGUGAAAGUGUGCGUUGGUCCAGCUGGCUCAGAUUUGUUGCAGGUGUUCGAGAUGACUCGUCAAUUGCCUAGAUUUUGUAUGUACGAAGUUAUCAAACGGCCUGUACAAAUUCCGGGGGAUUUCGGGAAAAGUGGCGUUACAACCGAGCUGGCAGAAAGGCCUCAAAGAAUCGCUCUCUGGCUGAACCAAAGUCUCAUCCUUCCGGAGGAAUUUGAAGUUAACGAAGAUAGACAAAACCACGGAGGCAUUGAAAUGUGGCUUCUAGGAAUGAGAGACAACAAGUUUCAUUGCUUCAUAGCGGACUCAAAUGGAAAAGUCACCAUCCAAACAGAUGAUUCCACGUUUGCUGGUGACAUUAUUCAAUCGUUGGCCUUGUACUUGGGGCUGAGAGAGGUGUCUUCUGAACUUUUGGAUUCCCUUGAACGUGUGAAAGAAUUGAAGGAGAUUGACGCCCGGCUGCAAGCAGAGGCAGCCAACGAGACCACACUCUUGAAAAAUAUCAUAAUUCGCUUGGAAGAUGCCAGAAUUCUUGAGAAUAUAGACGAUAUGAGGAAGAGGCUAGUGCAAUUGAAGAAUGUCAACAUGGAUUUGAUCAAGGAACACGAGAUCCGGAUAAAGAGCUAUCGAGAGCUCACGGGAAAUUUGAAAGAAUUGAAUCUUGGAGUGCAACGUGCAGCUAGAUUAAGAGUUGGAAAAAGUGCCUCGAAUACAGUGGCUCGUUGCAGAGCAGCCAUUCAAGACGAAAAUCCGAAAGCACUGGCUUUUGCAAUAAGACACGGAUGA